Molecule: messenger RNA, 1204 nt
Organism: Aspergillus campestris IBT 28561
Lineage: Eukaryota; Fungi; Ascomycota; Eurotiomycetes; Eurotiales; Aspergillaceae
Product: 5'-methylthioadenosine/S-adenosylhomocysteine nucleosidase family protein
Exons: 1
Coding region: 1-1134 (377 amino acids)
Biological process (GO): nucleoside metabolic process
Molecular function (GO): catalytic activity
Source: RefSeq, a predicted model, not a curated record
AUGUCACCCGGCGCGACAGUCGAUAAUUCACACUUCCAUAUCGGAAUUCUCUGCGCUCUACCUCUGGAGUCACGGGCUGUGAGAGGAAUGUUUGAUGAAAUCGAUGGUUUUGAUAAUGAUUCUCACUUCACACAAGCAUCGACGGACACUGGCUCCUACACAGCUGGAAAGAUCGGUCCUCACAGGGUUGUUCUAGGGCAUUUACCCGGCAUGGGGCUAGUGGAAACGGCAAAUUUUGCGCAAAGGUUUCGUUAUUCCUUUGCAAACCUUCAACUGGUCCUGUUGGUCGGCAUUUGUGGUGGGAGCCCCCGAGAUGACAAGAAGCACGAAAUAAUACUCGGGGAUGUUAUCAUUGGCAGAAAGGCCAUAAACCCUGACCUUGGAAGACGAUAUCAGGAUGGCCUGCAAUCGAGGAGUCGAAUGGAAGAUACUCUUGGAAGGCAAAGUCCCGAAAUCCGCGGAUUUAUCAAGAAGCUGGAGUCGUACAAGACCCCUCUGAGAGAAAACACUGCCAGAUACCUCUCGCGGCUUCUUACUAAACCUGAGUUUCAAAUGUCAUCGUACCCUGGCUCAGAUAAGGACAAGCUUUUCGAACCUAUCUAUUUGCAUAAGCACUACGACAGCAAACGCUGCCAUUGCAAAUCUCAAUUAGGAUCGUGCAAAGCUGCUCGAGAGACAUUGUGCGAUCAGCUGGGAUGUGACUCGAAGUAUUUGAUUCAGCGGGACAGGCUGAAGAGCCAGGUGCUUACCUCGCCAGCCCUUCAUUUUGGAACCAUAGAAUCGGGAAAUGCCAUCAUCAAGUGUGCAAAUUAUCGGGAGCAUAUGUUUCAAACCGAAAACGCGAUUGGGUUCGAUAUGGAAAGUGCCGGUCUCUGGGAGUAUCUCCCCACCGUCAUAGUCAAAGGCGUCUGUGACUACGCCGACAGCCAUAAGAACAAACUGUGGCAGGACUACGCAGCUGCCUCGGCGGCAGCUUGUACGAGAGCGGUUUUGGACUUAUGGGACAGAAGUCCGGAGCGAUCCAUAGCAUCACAGGCGACUGUCCCGACAAUGGUAUUCAACAACGGCGCGAAUAUGACAGUGGGAAUCCAAUCUCAGACUGCUAAUAUCAGUGGUCUGACAAUGAACAGCUGAGUUUUUCGACCCGAGGGUUUUAUGCUGGUUCUCGUCUUGAUAUGAGUUUCAUGAGUUUCAUCGACUAGAC